AUGGACUCAAACAUAUUUAACCGUUUCCAGGAGCUGUUCGUCCCCCUAAAUACAAAGGGGGAGCUGUACGAGGUGUGUCCGGAGGAGCUGUCACCGGCGGAAUGGGAGGCAGGGGAGCCGCCUGCUGUGCCGCCCCCAGACGCCGGGGCCCGCGCUCACCGGCUUCCGCACCUCUUGAGCCUCUGGCGGCUGCCGACGAGGGUUCGGCUGCUCGCCGGCACGGUGCCUAUCGAAAUGGCGCAUGAUGUUGGAGAUGACCUUCUGCUGCGGGCAGCGGUAACGGAACCAGUAUUAGUGAUGUGCAGCCUCCCGGAGUACGGCUCGAUGCCGUCAAGCCCGAGCAAGCAAGUCGACCCUCGCUACCACGCCAAAGAGGCGCUGCAGCUCCUGCCCCUCAACGGGAAUAUCAGGGUCCGUCGCACCCAGCUCGGCUUCGAGAGCGAGAAGCGCAUGUUCCUCUCCGCCCGCCUCCAGAAAGCUCUAACCUUCUGUCAACUCAACGUUGACAACUGGAUCAGGCAGAUCUCCUACGCAAGCUCCGCCGUCGUCGGCAAAGCGAAAACCGCCGAGGACAUCAUCAAGGAGGACCACGAACCGGUCAAGUUUGAGAAGGAACGGAAAUUUACGCUGCAAGGCUUGAAGAUCGACACGUCUAGACUGUUUGGGAAAAGUGAGAAAGUGUUGAAAGAUAUCCCAGAUGAAACGGAAGGAUCUAUCAUAUUUUUAAGUAAGAACGAGUUGGAGCAUAUGAAUUAUGACGUGUAUAGUGAUGAUGAUAAGGAUGAGAAAUCUGAUGACAAAGUAGAGCAAGAACCGUUCUCUAGAAAAAUGCACGUGUUCAGAGAAGACUCUGGGCAGAAGAAGAGUAAAUGGUUUAAGAAUUUGAAACUAUUGAAAAGUACGGAGAAGUUAACGGAUGAGAAAAUAACAGCGAUUGAAAGCAAUGAAAAAGGUACUGAUAUUAAAGACCCGUUUGAUCCGUCAGCCGAGAAGCAUAGUUCGAUUGAACGAUACCAGGAUAUGGCGAAGUUGAUUGAAGAUAGAUUCGGCGCGUCACGAAAAAGUGAUGGCACGGCUGAAAAGAGUCAUUCUUACAAAAGCCUUACCACAUCUUCAUCUGAUAUGGGAACUAGUCAAUGUAGUUCGAACCACAAGAAACCAGUGUUAACAAAAUCCGUAUCAGUUCAGACUGGAAUGCCCGACAACUCAGAAGAUGAUAGCGGCAUAAAUAUGAAACAUGGUAGGAAAAAUCUUAGUGUCGAUCAAAUUAACUACUGCGGAUCUAUGGAAAGCGACUCGAGUUCAGGCCGGAAAUUAAAAUCUUUAGACGAGAAUAUGCUUAAGAAAUCGUCAGGCGUAAAAUCUUCAUCGAAUCUUGAAAGGCGACAGAGAAUACAGCCAGAUUUAAUUCCAGAAAAGGCUAUAGUAAAAUCUGAAUCGUAUAACCAGUUACAAAGUUGUGAGGAAAUCAAUAUGUUUGGUGUGGGAUCUUUAUACAAUGAUAGUGACUUUGAAAUUAACUACAAACAACACUCUUUUAUAACGGAGAAGCUUUGCUCAGAAUUUCACGUGAAGACUAAAAGGGUUCUUAGCAAAUCUACUUCUAAUCUUCUUCAUCCGAAGAAAUCCACGGAAAAGAAGGAGCAGAACAACAGUAACAGCAUGCCAACGAAAACUGAGCGAUCGAAUGAUGGCGAGAAAAUCAACUUUAGAAAGAAAAUCGAUAAGCCUAGAGCUCCUACUCCCAAAUCCGAAGAUGAAGAAUUAACGGUUGAUAUUUCGGAAGAAGAACCUCAAACCAGGGUGAAAAUUCGAAGAUCUAUAUCAUCAAUACAAAAGCGUAAGUUACCUGUCAUUGAAGAUCUCCCGUACGGCCAAGUAGCUGACGCAGUGCAUCUAGAAGAGGAAACAGUAGAAUCUGACACCGUGUCCGACAAUAUAUAUGCAGAAAUCUGCACUCCUAACGGCAAUAAAGUCAGUGAUGAUGAUUACGAUAACAAUAUUGAUGUAUUAGCCAAUGAUCCCGUCAUCUGCAAUGUUAAAAAGGAAGUCAUAAUUCGGAACGAUGAACGUGCGAGGCAAAUGAUCGAGAAUCAAGAAAACCCGUUCAGACAUAUAGAAGUUGUUGUUAUAGAGAAAACAACAGAUUUCGAUCUGGACAAUUCCAGUAUUAGCUCCAGUGAUAUUGAGGAAGAAAGGAAUGACGUAUCUAUAAUAGACUCUUGGGAAAGGGACAAAAACUCUGAUCAGAAAAUUCAUGCCAUCAGACUUGAGAUAACUGGUAAUGAAUACCCCAACGAAGAGAAUCAAAGUAUAGAUACGAAUGUGUUAAGUAAAGAUAAUUUGAGUUUUAGUAACAGUAUACAAUUGAAUGGUACAUAUCCCAACGAGGCCAUUUAUGACACUUUAAAGUAAGUUAGUUUUAUAAAUUGGAUAGACACGAGCUGAAAUAAUCUUUGACGGUCAGUAAGUGCUUACUUACCAAUAAUAAACAUGGCUGGUCCAGUAAUAUUAAGAGUACGUAGUGAAGUAGAAAAUUGAGUCUUUAUCAAUCGGAAACAUUAUAAAGAAGGUUAUGAAUUGAAAGAUUGAAAAUCUAGAUAGACAACGAGAACGGAUACGUUAGAUUACCAACAUUGCCAUAAAAUGUUAAAGUCCUUAUAGACAUUAAUGGGAAGUGAUAGACCAAGCAAAUAAUUAAGAUAAUUUCAGCUCGUCUAAUUAACACGAAUUAGUAUAACACGGUCACGUAGCAAAUAGCGUUUGUAGUCAUUUUUUGAGGUACCAAUAAAAAUAUAGCCUACAGAAUCUGCUUGAGGUAUUUGUAUUUUAUAUCGAAUUUUUCUUCGUUUAAAAACGAUUUAUUUUAGCUUUAGUUAUGUAAAUAACUUCUCAGUAACCAGGGGAAUGACUGAUAAGUAUGAGUAUUGACCUACAGAUAAACAUUUGUGUAUUAGUGCUAUAGGAAUCUAGUGAUAUUAUAACUCAAAUAUUACAAACGUCAAAAAAAUAUUGCGUUUCAUAAAAAUUAUUGCGUUUUAUAAAAACCGCUUGUAGCGACGAUAUACAUUUUUUUUUUCAAAUAAUGCCUUGGGAUUUGAUAGGAAUGUUUUUUUAUAUAUAGAUUGGUAUAUCACGCAAUAUGGAACCUUUUUC
Messenger RNA from Manduca sexta (tobacco hornworm), 3156 nucleotides. RefSeq lists its product as uncharacterized. The record is from RefSeq and is a predicted model, not a curated record. NCBI's taxonomy places the organism in Eukaryota, Metazoa, Arthropoda, Insecta, Lepidoptera, Sphingidae.